GGGGUUGUGGCUCACAUGGCAACAGCAAACUCUACUCCUCCAGGCUCUUUAGAUUUGCUUCAGCCUGGAUUUUCAAAGGAUAUCUUAGGAACAAAAUUAGAAGAUAAAUAUCUUUGUUCUGCAUGCAAAAACAUUUUGAGAAGACCAUUUCAAGCUCAGUGUGGACAUCGGUACUGCUCUUAUUGUCUAACCAGCAUCAUAAGCACUGGGCCUCAGAAUUGUGCUGCCUGCAUUCAGGAGGGCAUAUAUGAAGAAGGCAUUUCUAUUUUAGAAAGCAGUUCGGCUUUUCCAGAUAAUGCUGCCCGAAGAGAGGUAGAAAGCCUACCAGCUGUCUGUGUUAACGAUGGUUGCACCUGGAAAGGCACUAUAAAAGAAUAUGAGAGCGGCCAUGAAGGACACUGCCCAUCCAUGCUAAUCGAGUGCCCAGCAUGUAAGUGGAUGAUCAAACUGGGUGAGAAGGAGCAUCAUUCUGAGCGGGAAUGCCCAAAGAGAAGCCUCAACUGCAGAUACUGCAAAGUUCUUUUCUACUAUCCUGAUAUUAAGGCCCAUGACGAGAUCUGUCCCAAGUUUCCCUUGACUUGUGAAGGCUGUGGUAAGAAGAAAAUUCUGCGAGAGAAAUUUCAGGACCAUGUCAAGGCCUGUGGCAAAUGCAAAGGUCCAUGCAAAUUCCAUGUUGUUGGCUGUACUGAAAUGGUGGAAAACGAGAAGCAGCAAGAUCAUGAAAAUCAGAAAGUAGCCGAGCACCUCUGCAUGUUGUUAAACUUUGUCCUUGAGGCCAGGCAUUUCCAUGGAGACAUUGGUCCCCUCCUUGGCCAAGGUGACAUGGGGGGCUGGGGAAACAACUCAUUGGCCUUAGGGCCAGAGAUGUCCAAGUCUACAGAGCUGUUGGAGAGAUGUGAAACCCUGGAAAGAAAAACAGUCACUUUUGAGAACAUUGUCUGUGUCUUGAACCGAGAGGUGGAGAGAGUGUCCAUGACAGCUGAGGCUUGCAGCAGGCAGCACCGCCUGGACCAGGAAAAAAUUGAAACUCUCAGUAGCAAGGUCCAGCAGCUGGAAAGGAGUAUAGGAUUAAAAGACCUGGCGAUGGCUGACAUGGAACAGAAGAUCCUUGAGAUGGAAGCUUCCACUUAUGAUGGAAUUUUCAUAUGGAAGAUAACAGACUUUGCUAGAAAACGCCAAGAAGCCAUGGCCGGCCGCUCUCCUGCCAUCUUCUCUCCAGCCUUCUACACGAGCAAAUAUGGCUAUAAGAUGUGUUUGAGAAUUUAUCUGAAUGGGGAUGGCACUGGACGUGGGACCCACCUUUCUCUUUUCUUUGUCGUGAUGAAAGGACCAAAUGAUGCACUUCUACGUUGGCCCUUUAAUCAAAAGGUGACAUUAAUGCUGCUAGAUCAGAACAACCGGGAACAUGUGAUUGAUGCCUUCAGGCCUGAUGUGACAUCUUCCUCUUUCCAAAGGCCAGUCAGUGAUAUGAACAUUGCCAGUGGCUGUCCCCUUUUCUGUCCUGUCUCUAAAAUGGAGUCAAAGAAUUCUUAUGUGCGCGAUGACGCCAUUUUCAUCAAAGCCAUCGUGGAUUUGACGGGUCUCUAAUGCCACCUUUCCAUCCACAUAUGGGAGCCUAGUGCCAGCCUGGUUUGGAAGUGUCUCAGGCAGGAGUCUCACCCACACACCUAUGGGCAGAGCCCCCCUCCCAGCACACUCCACGUUCAUAGGGCAGAGGGGUGGGGCCAAGGCAGGCCUGCAGGGAAAGGCCCUGGCCUUCAGCUAAGAGUGAUAUUCAGGACCAAGAGGAGAAGGCACUGGCUAGACCUUGGAUAUUAGAGGCACUUGGUUUAAAACUUGUCAACAGAGAUUGAGAGUCAGUGAAUGGGCAGCCACUUCUAGGAAAUAGGCAAUUCAAUCCAGGAUUGGUUUGAAAUUUGCUGUGGGUCUGCAAGCUCCUGCCUAUAAAAGAUACUUGAUACACUAUCUG
This is a messenger RNA of Gracilinanus agilis (Agile Gracile Mouse Opossum), 1969 nucleotides long. RefSeq names its product TNF receptor associated factor 2 (gene TRAF2). The transcript is spliced from 10 exons. Gene Ontology annotation, biological process: protein K63-linked ubiquitination; activation of NF-kappaB-inducing kinase activity; protein autoubiquitination. Gene Ontology annotation, cellular component: plasma membrane signaling receptor complex; cytosol; cytoplasmic side of plasma membrane. NCBI's taxonomy places the organism in Eukaryota, Metazoa, Chordata, Mammalia, Didelphimorphia, Didelphidae. The record is from RefSeq and is a predicted model, not a curated record. Gene Ontology annotation, molecular function: zinc ion binding; ubiquitin-protein transferase activity; ubiquitin protein ligase binding. Bases 16 to 1587 code for a protein of 523 amino acids.